Molecule: messenger RNA, 1356 nt
Organism: Aspergillus pseudoviridinutans
Lineage: Eukaryota; Fungi; Ascomycota; Eurotiomycetes; Eurotiales; Aspergillaceae
Exons: 2
Coding region: 1-1356 (451 amino acids)
Source: RefSeq, a predicted model, not a curated record
AUGUCUGAGGUCGGUCCUUCAGACCAUCACCAUGACUCUGCACCCACCUACCAAACGUCACUGCAAGACGAGGAUCAAUCUCAUAGCGCAGCUCCCCUCUUACCUAAGUCUGGAGAUUAUGAAACCACGCCCGCAGACGGGAUGAAAGAGCUCGAAAUAGGAGACGUCAAGAAUUUCAGCCCGAGCCCGAAUCCCAGGCCAAGCUCUUCCUUCGGGAUUGACGAUGCAUGGACCCCCGGCUUCAAGCGGACUCAUUCCCGAUCCAGGACCUCCAGAUGGACGUGUCUACUGUUCCUUCUCAAGGCUGUCCUGGCCGUUUGGUUCAGUGUAAUGCUUUAUAAUGUCAUUCGGUAUUGUGCUCGGUCGCCCAAAUCCACCGGUGAUCUUCCAGACACCAGCUCCAGCACCAGCGACGAGGGUAGCCCCGCGUCUGCAUCUGCAUCCAGGGACCGGAGAAUAGCUAUCGACUCCAACGCCGCGAACAUACACGGCGUGUACCCCCUCUACGACUCCCUAUCCCUCACCACAACAACAGGUAACAUCACCGUAGCCAUCGCCCCGCAACCGGCCCACCCAGACCACCCAUUCGAGCCAGCGCGACUGCAUAUCCGCUCCCUCUCAGGGACAGUCACCGUCUCAUUCACCGCGCCAGAGGCAGCCAUCCUCCCGGACCUCGAACUGGCCAUGAAGCUGGACCAGGACGGCAAUGAUUCACUGCCACAUACCCAGGUCACGAAAACCUGCGAUCUACCAGCCCGUCCCUACGAACUCGACAUCCAGACUGAGACAGGGCCCAUCGCAGGCCGGAUGGUCUUUUCGCGCUCUGCGCGGCUGGUUUCGGGCGGUGGUGAUAUCACUGCUAUGCUUAUUCCGGUUAUUGGUGGUGUUGGCGAGGAUUGCACCGGGGAUAGGUGGCGGAAUGUGUCGAUCGUGACGGAGACUGGAUCCGGUGAGCAGCGGGUUCAUGUUACACAGCCUUAUGUCUUGGGUUCGAAGGCUGAGGCUGGGGCUGAGGCCAAUUACUUUGUGGCGGGGUGUCAUGUUGCGGGGAAUGGGGCGAUGGAGGUUGCGUAUCCGGCUGCUUGGGCUGGGAAUGUGCAUGUGCGUACUGAAGGUGGGAGCGUAAGGCUCGAGGGGGAGGGUGUGGAAGUUGUGGAGUCGGGAGAGGGGAUGGCCGAUGCGAUGGUUGGGACAGGGAGGAUUAGUGAUGAUGAGAAGGACGAUGAGGAAAGCGCUGACGAGGGUGAGGGUGACAAUGAGGAAGACGACGACGACAACGAUGAAAAAAGGCGAGGAGGAUGGAUGGAUGUAACCUUCAGCUCCAAGGAAGGACCAAUCCUGUUCUAUGUUGGGUAA